Molecule: messenger RNA, 939 nt
Organism: Paraglomus brasilianum
Lineage: Eukaryota; Fungi; Glomeromycota; Glomeromycetes; Paraglomerales; Paraglomeraceae
Source: the annotation of a GenBank genome assembly
AUGACGUCGACCCAAAUUGACAGUACCACUACAGGCCAUCCGGACUGCGUAAUUGAAAUAUCCAAAUUGAAUUUCAGUUAUGGUGGACCGUUGAUAUUGAAUGACAUUCAGUUUAAACUGCAGAGAGGCAGCAGGUGUUUGCUAGUUGGGGCGAACGGAGCUGGUAAGUCGACACUAUUAACAAUACUGGCAGGAAAACGAAUGGUCAGAGAUAAAGUCCUCGUCUUUGGCAAGGAUGCCUUCAACGACUCGCCGCCUGGCAUAACGUAUCUAGGAACAGAAUGGGUUAAUAAUCCCAUUGUCCGUGGAGACGUCCGCGUAUCCACUCUGCUUUCCAAGAUGAAUGGUGAUAGGUAUGCCGAACGUCGAGAUCGCUUGAUUCAAAUCAUGGACAUUAAUCCCGACUGGCACAUGCACCAGGUAUCUGAUGGGGAAAGACGAAGAGUGCAAUUGGUUUUGGGUUUGAUCAAGCCAUGGGAGCUGCUAUUAAUGGACGAGGUUACAGUUGAUCUGGAUGUGUUGGUUAGGGCAGAUCUAUUGAGGUUCUUAAAAAGAGAGACAGAGAUACGAGGUGCUACUAUCGUCUAUGCAACCCAUAUAUUCGAUGGACUUGGUAGUUGGCCAACUUGUGUAUCGCAUAUGAAACGUGGACGAAUAAUUGCCAGUUACGAAUUUUCCAAUUUCCCUGAACUGGAUGCUGUUAUAGCCGAACAAGUGCAACUCCGAUCUACUCUCUCCUCAACUGCACUGCGUCAGCACAUGGACUCGCCAUUGUUGAUAAUUGUUGAGCGCUGGUUAAGAGAGGAUCUUCAGGAACUCCGAGCACUAAGAGACGCGAAUAAUAACAAGGAUGAGAAGGAUAGACCGAGAACCAGAUGGGAUGAGUUGGAAGACGAUGUGAACAAUUAUGGGGAUAAGUACUAUAAUUAUUGGAAAUAG